Molecule: messenger RNA, 1223 nt
Organism: Pyricularia grisea
Lineage: Eukaryota; Fungi; Ascomycota; Sordariomycetes; Magnaporthales; Pyriculariaceae
Exons: 2
Coding region: 166-1014 (282 amino acids)
Source: RefSeq, a predicted model, not a curated record
UUUUUGACCACUGGGGUUUCCCAUCGCCAGAAAACAAAAAAAAAAUGAACAAAAUGCUUCUCCCAAUAUAUUACCCAUCAGCACUGGUAUGACCAAAUCACUUCCAUCAAACCGAAGCACAAAGAACCGAAGCACAAAGAUCAACGGUUACGUCAACAAAGGAGAAUGUACAAUUACGACCGCCGUGCAGUCCCAGAAGACUCCGGGGUUGACAGCCCGGUGCCCAGCUACAGCCACAUCAGCUCCCAAGCACCACAUAGCCAUGUCUAUUCACCAUAUAGCGGGAGUGUAUCAAAAUCCCUACUAGGCGUUCACGAGGCUUCCGCAGAAUACCCUAUCAGAGAUGAACAAAGAAAGUCGGUCCCCUUUGGCAUGCGCCCCGUGGUGUUUGCUGCGAUAUUUCUGCUGGGUGGCAUCCUCAUAGGCGGCGCUAUCGUGGGCGGGGUUGUUGGGUCGGUCAUGGCAAGCCGCGUACAAACCGCAAAAGAAUCAGCCGCCGCAGCAGCUACAGCAGCAACAACCACAACACCAACAACCACAACACCGCCGACACCAGCGGCACCAGCUUCCACAAGUUUCCCGGGACCAGCAGAAGGUCCUUUCAGGGACUACACGACACCCUCGGCCAAAGACAUCGAGACGCUUCAGUUGAGCUGUCCCCGCCUGGAUGGGACUUCCUUCACUGGCUUCGACAGCAAGCGCUUCAAGAUAGCCUGCGGAGUGGACGAGAGCGGUCCCGGACGAGAGGCGGCCGGCGAGAUAAAAGACGUCAGCGUCUUUGUCGCGUACAACUAUGCAGAUUGCCUCAACGCCUGCACCACCUAUAAUCGGUUGUCGGGUAGGGAUCCAGCCCGGCCGUCUUCUCUGAUUUGUCGCGCUGCUGUGUUUCGAAGAUCUCUCAACGACAAUAUCGCUCUGCGCGAGGGCGGGAACUGCUUUCUAAAGAACGGUACUAGAGCUUCUGGGAACCCUGGUCGGCUGAACAAUGGCUUGUUGACUGGUCAGCUCCUAUAAUAACAGGGUGCUGUAGAAGGCGGCAAUGCUGGAUAAAUGAUUAGUCGCGUAUGGCUCGUCCUGAACAACCAGCACGGGUUUGAACGAUGAUAAAAAUAGCUGUAAUCAAUGAAGUAAUAAAUCAAAACCUGCUCCGAGAGGCUCCUUGGCUGCCAACAAUGAUUCUUUGUUGUGCAAGCAGGUGACAAACGGACUAGUCGUAUACUGCA